AUGAUCACACUCAUCACCGCUCUCUUCCUAUUUACUACAGUGAAAACUGGAAUCUCUGGGCUUCAAGUUCAAACUGUGAGGAGAGGAAAUAUUGAGGUCAUCAAAUGUGAUGAAAACAUUGUUAAAGACAAGGAAACUCAUUUAUUAGCUUGGUAUAAACAGAGUUUAGGAAAUGUGCCACAGCCUGUAUUGAGACAGUUUGGAGACGGAGAGAAGCUCAGAUAUCAAUCAGGUUUUAAGGACGGCCGCUUCACUGUGGACGAAGAAACAUUUGAUCUCAGUAUUAAAGGAAUAAAACAAGAGGAUGCUGGAACAUAUUUCUGUGGAAAAGUAAACGCGAAUGCUGUAGAGUUUGGAUCUGGGACUCGCUUGUUUUUUCAAGCUGAGAAGAUCCACCAUCCUCCAACUGAAAUGGUGAUCAAGACUGGAGACUCUGUUACUCUCCAGUGUUCAGUAGAGUCUCUCACUCCAGACUGUUCAGGAGAUCACAGUGUGUACUGGUUCAGACAUGGAUCAGGAGAAUCUCAUCCAGGAAUCAUUUACACUCAUGGAAACAGGAGUGAUGAGUGUAAGAAAAGCUCUGAGACUGAUUCUCCUACACAGAGCUGUGUCUACAAACUCCCCCAGAGAAACCUCAGCCUCUCUGAUGCUGGAACUCACUACUGUGCUGUGUCUGCAUGUGGACAGAUACUGUUUGGGAAUCAAACUAAAGUUACUGUACAAGAAAAUAACGGUUGGAGCUUCAUCAUCUCAAUAACACUGAAUGUAAUAUUUGUCAUUGUGAUCGUGGCUCUGAUUGGAGUUCUACAUAAGAGUCGACUAAACGGUCUCUUCAAUGCUGUCCUGAGUUUUGCUAAGAGAGUGAAGGAAAGUCAAGACCUGUAUUCACAGGUGGAAUAUAGCUGAGGGGAAACGGUGCAGACAGCAUCACCACAAUGGAGUCAUCCUCAGAUUUAGCAGAACAUUUGUGUUCUAAUACAAUUUAGAUCAUGUUCAUCAAUCAAAGCUGAUAGUUAAAGAGAUCCACCUACAAAGAAAGAGCUGCUGUGGGUCACAGCUUCUUCAGUCAGGCACGGCUACAUGUAACCAAUGUAGUGUAAUUAAGACUCAUUUAAUCUGUGUACUGGAUCAUUUGUACAUCAACUGCAAAAU
Molecule: messenger RNA, 1152 nt
Organism: Pygocentrus nattereri (red-bellied piranha)
Lineage: Eukaryota; Metazoa; Chordata; Actinopteri; Characiformes; Serrasalmidae
Exons: 5
Coding region: 1-906 (301 amino acids)
Biological process (GO): response to bacterium
Source: RefSeq, a predicted model, not a curated record